AUGGUGGAUCAGCUUACCGACGAGCAGAUCGCAGAGUUCAAUGAAGCCUUCUCUCUGUUCGACAAGGAUGGUGACGGCACUGUUACAACCAAGGAAUUGGGAACUGUCAUGCGUUUCCACGGGCAGAAUCCAACAGAAGCAGAACUCCAAGAUAUGAUAAACGAAGUGGACGCUGAUGACAACGGUACACACGACUUUCCAGAAUUUCUCACCAUGAUGACGCGCAAAAUGAAGGAUACGGACAGCGAGGAAGAAAUCAGAGAAGCAUUCCGUGUAUUCGACAAGGACGGAAACGGCUUCAUCAGUGCCACUGAAUUGCGACACGUGAUGACCAACCUGAGCGAGAAGCUCACCAAUGAAGAAGUCAACGAGAUGACCAGAGAAGCGGAAAUCGACGGUGACGGGCAGGUCAACUACGAGGAGUUCGUCAUUAUGAUGACAUCCAAGUGA
Messenger RNA from Schistocerca americana (American grasshopper), 450 nucleotides. Its product is annotated as calmodulin-like. The coding region runs from base 1 to 450 and encodes 149 amino acids. The transcript has a single exon. The record is from RefSeq and is a predicted model, not a curated record. NCBI's taxonomy places the organism in Eukaryota, Metazoa, Arthropoda, Insecta, Orthoptera, Acrididae. Gene Ontology annotation, molecular function: enzyme regulator activity; calcium ion binding.